AUGAAUCAAGUAUUUUUUGUUCCACAUGUUAUAUUCGUUCGCAUACCGCGAUCUCGUUUUACGAGACACUCGGACGCAAACAGCUCUGCUGUAGAGAAAGCAACGUCUACACCAUCCACAUACGAAGCGGAGCUCAGAAUGCAAGACUGA
Molecule: messenger RNA, 150 nt
Organism: Plasmopara halstedii
Lineage: Eukaryota; Oomycota; Peronosporomycetes; Peronosporales; Peronosporaceae
Exons: 2
Coding region: 1-150 (49 amino acids)
Source: RefSeq, a predicted model, not a curated record